Vitis riparia (riverbank grape) is the source of this 2201-nucleotide messenger RNA. RefSeq names its product arginine--tRNA ligase, chloroplastic/mitochondrial-like. Gene Ontology annotation, molecular function: arginine-tRNA ligase activity; ATP binding. Gene Ontology annotation, cellular component: cytoplasm. The transcript has 18 exons. NCBI's taxonomy places the organism in Eukaryota, Viridiplantae, Streptophyta, Magnoliopsida, Vitales, Vitaceae. Gene Ontology annotation, biological process: arginyl-tRNA aminoacylation. The coding region runs from base 26 to 1966 and encodes 646 amino acids. The record is from RefSeq and is a predicted model, not a curated record.
AAUAGCAAAAAUAUAUAUAAAGGUAAUGUCUGGAACAUUUGCCCUCCUACACCCGCCGGCAUCUCCUCUUCCUCCGUUCCUCUCCUUCAGUCGAAUCUCUCAUUUCCACUCUCCUCCGCCGCUCUCCACCGCCGAUUUUUGGAGGCUGACAUCUAGAAGAUCUGUUCCGAUAUCUAAGACUUCAAUAUCAACAAUGACAAAUGAUGAAGAAAAUGCAGGCACUGUAAAGAAACAGUUAUCUAAAUUAUUUGAGCAAUCACUUAGACUAACCGUCCCUUCUGAGUCAGAUGUGGAGCCUUUGAUUGCUGCUUGCGCUCCAAAGUUUGGGGAUUACCAAUGUAAUAAUGCCAUGGGUCUAUGGUCAAGAAUCAAAAAUAAAAAGGACAAUGGAUUUAAGGGUCCCCCAUCUAUAGGAAAGGUCAUCAUGGAAAAUCUCCCUCCAACUGAAAUGAUUGAAAAAUGCACCCUUGCAGGGCCUGGGUUUGUAAAUAUUAAAUUAUCAACGAGUUGGAUAGCUAAGAACAUUCAAAAAAUGCUAAUUAUUGGCAUUGAAACAUGGGCACCAAGGCUUCUGAUCAAAAGGGCAGUGGUUGACUUUUCCUCACCCAAUAUAGCAAAAGAAAUGCAUGUUGGCCACUUAAGAUCUACUAUUAUUGGAGAUACUUUAGCUCGUAUGCUUGAGUUUUCAAAUGUUGAUGUGCUGCGGCGAAACCAUGUCGGCGAUUGGGGUACACAGUUUGGUAUGCUGAUUGAAUUCCUCUUUGACAAGUUCCCAAACUGGGAACAUGAAAGUGCACAAGCCAUUGGAGAUCUACAGGAAUUCUACAAGGCAUCAAAAAAGAGAUUUGACGAGGAUCCUGCUUUUAAGGGGAGAGCACAACAGGCAGUCGUCCGUCUGCAGGGUGGGGAAACCAGCUAUCGUAGGGCAUGGGCACAAAUCUGUGAAAUAAGUCGAAAUGAAUUCAAUAAAGUUUAUCAACGCCUUGGAGUUCAGUUAGAGGAAAAGGGAGAAAGCUUUUACAAUCCAUAUAUCCCUGGAGUUAUAGAGCAAUUGAGUAAUCAAGGGUUAGUUGUAGAAAGUCAGGGUGCCCGUGUGAUCCACAUUGAAGGGGUGAAUAUACCUCUUAUUGUUGUGAAAAGUGAUGGCGGUUACAACUAUGCUUCAACUGAUAUGGCAGCUCUUUGGUAUCGCCUUAAUGAAGAAAAAGUUGAAUGGAUUAUAUAUGUUACUGAUGUUGGCCAACAACAGCACUUUGAAAUGGUAUUCAGUGCUGCCAAACUUGCAGGUUGGCUUCCAGCCAAUGAUAAUAUGUACCCCAAAGCUAGCCAUGUUGGUUUUGGUCUUGUUCUUGGAGAAGAUGGCAAGCGCUUUCGAACUCGCAAUACUGAAGUAGUUCGAUUAGUUGAUUUACUUGAUGAAGCCAAGAAUCGCAGUAAAUCUGUACUUAUUGAACGUGGUAAGGCUGCCGAAUGGACUGAGCAGGAGCUUGAGCACACAGCAGAGGCAGUUGGUUAUGGGGCUGUUAAAUAUGCGGACUUGAAGAACAACAGAUUGACUAAUUACACAUUUAAUUUUGAUCAGAUGCUUAAUGAUAAAGGAAAUACUGCUGUUUAUUUGUUGUAUGCACAUGCUCGAAUCUGUUCAAUCAUUAGGAAAUCUGGUAAAGACAUUGAUGAGUUAAAAAAGACGGGAGUGCUAUCAUUGGACCAUGAUGAUGAACGUGGAUUGGGCCUUCACUUACUCCAAUUUUCGGAGGUUGUCGAAGAGGCUUGCACCAAUCUCUUGCCAAAUGUUUUGUGUGAAUAUCUUUACAAUUUAUCAGAAAAUUUCACAAAAUUCUAUUCCAACUGUCAGGUUGUUGGAUCAGCAGAGGAAACAAGCAGACUUUUGCUAUGUGAAGCAACAGCUGUGGUCAUGAGGAAGUGCUUCCAUCUCCUCGGCAUCACACCUGUCUACAAAAUAUGACAUGCUUAUUAUAUAAUUUUUGAGCCCAUUAUUAGAAGUUUCAAUGCUUGGCUUGAGUAAUCCACUAAAUUGUAUACACACUGCAGUUAGAGCAAUUUUAGAGGCAAAAGUUUGGCUAACGUCAAAAUAUCAAUGCGAUAUUCAUCAUUUUGUCCAAUCAUUUAUGCUAAAGAUGGUUAAUUUGUAUGGAGCCUGUUUUGUUUUUAAAAGUUAAACCUGGAGCCUACUUUGGAGA